AUGCGAGGGCAGAGAGAAAAGUUUUUUCAGGCCGACCGAAGGCUAUUUUUUUUAAGGCGGUCUGCGACGCGCUGCGGGGAGAACCGGGCGAUAGACGACCCGACGGGAGCGAACAAGAGGCAGAUGGAAUACGAAGGACAAGCCAUCGACCCGGAUUUCCAAAUAGAACGCGUGAAGUUGGACGAGCUGGAUCCAGAGCAGUUCUAUUCGAGAUUUGUGGUAAAAAGAAGACCAGUCGUACUGGAGGGAACCAUAGAAGGGUGGGAACCGGAAAAAUGGACGCUGGAGAGGCUGAUGCGUAUGUCGGUGGAGAAGGAGGUGAUCGUUGAGAGGAGAAGCGCCGGCGACCGGGCGUUCGGGACGGAUACACCCAGAGUGAAGAUGCCGUGGUCAGAGUUUAUAGCGCGCAUGGGGAACAAAGACGAAGAGGAGAGCGAUUAUUAUCUGAGUACGCAAUACGAAGAUAACGACGACGAAGUGGAUGAGUUUUGUUCGUUUCCCCUCUCUUGUUUCUUGGACCAAGUGCCCGCUCGUCCGUCGAUUCUGGGCAGCUUGGUGCCAAAUAGAAUGAACAUGUGGAUGGGCAAAAGCCGCGUGGGAACAAGCAGCGGCCUACACCACGACUUCGACGACAAUUUGUACAUACUCCUCAAGGGUGAGAAGAAAUUUUGCCUGUUUUCUCCUAUCGAUGCAUAUAAGAUGAACACCUAUGGAACGAUUAAACGCGUGCACCCAAACGGACUGAUCAAUUACGAAGGAUGCGAAGAAACUCGCUCCGAUGGCAUAACGUUAUCGGAAGUCACCGCAUUGUUAUCCAUGUCCAAGCAGCCUUGUCCCACAGCUCCCAGCUCAAGUGAUCUCUCGGCCUCUGACGUGACAGCCGAUGAUUCUUGUGGCGAGCAAUCAGACUGCCUGUCCUGUUCCUUCGACAUGUCGUCAUUCAAGGACGACUUCGACGAUUACGUAGACAUGAGCGCCGACUCGUUGUCGAGGGAAGCUGACGAUGGCUCAGAAGAGCCCCUUCACUUCUGCAAACUUCCCUCGUCUUACUUUGUCAACUCUCGCUCCUCCAGCCCGCCACACCGCGUGCUCGAACUGCAUCAGGGAGACGCGCUGUACCUGCCCGCCGGGUGGUUCCACGAAGUCACGUCAUGCGGCACGCACGACUCCUCUGACCACGUACACCUCGCCGUCAACUACUGGCUUUACCCGCCCACCACCACCGCUACCUUCGAAUCCCCCUACCAGGACGACCUGUGCCGGCAAGUCUGGACCCGCAAACUCCAAUCCGCCCGAGCGCGCAACCCGUCUGCCGCCCCUUCUGAUCCAGUCCCUGUCUGACAAUACAAACAUA
Messenger RNA from Schistocerca gregaria, 1354 nucleotides. RefSeq lists its product as uncharacterized. Gene Ontology annotation, molecular function: 2-oxoglutarate-dependent dioxygenase activity. The coding region runs from base 1 to 1341 and encodes 446 amino acids. The transcript is spliced from 3 exons. Lineage: Eukaryota; Metazoa; Arthropoda; Insecta; Orthoptera; Acrididae. The record is from RefSeq and is a predicted model, not a curated record.